AUGUCGCAGCCGUCGCUCUCAGGUUUCAUCAUCAGGCGACCAUGGCUCCGCCGCUGGUUACAGCCAAUGGCGAACUGGUAUGCCGAUGCCUCUGGAUACAGGAAGCUCGGCCUGAAAGCCGAUGAUCUGAUCCCUGAAGAGUCCGAGACCGUCCUCCUAGCCCUCAAGCGUCUCCCACCGAAGGAGGCAUACGACCGUGUUUUCCGCAUGCGACGGGCGUUCCAGCUCUCGCUAUCACACCAGCUUCUUCCCAAGCACGAGCAGAUGAAGCCGGAGGAGGAUACCCCGUAUCUGACACCGCUCAUUCAAGAGAUCGAGGCAGAAUUGAAGGAGCGCGAGGAUCUGGAGGCAAUGGUGGUGAAGAAGAAGCCGGCGAAGCCGGCAGCCUAG
This is a messenger RNA of Coniosporium apollinis CBS 100218, 390 nucleotides long. Its product is annotated as ubiquinol-cytochrome c reductase subunit 7. The transcript is spliced from 4 exons. Gene Ontology annotation, biological process: mitochondrial electron transport, ubiquinol to cytochrome c. The record is from RefSeq and is a predicted model, not a curated record. Bases 1 to 390 code for a protein of 129 amino acids. Lineage: Eukaryota; Fungi; Ascomycota; Dothideomycetes.